Molecule: messenger RNA, 1984 nt
Organism: Petromyzon marinus (sea lamprey)
Lineage: Eukaryota; Metazoa; Chordata; Hyperoartia; Petromyzontiformes; Petromyzontidae
Source: RefSeq, a predicted model, not a curated record
AUAUCGACGAGUUUAAUGAGACAGACAUAAGGCAUUGGGUAACGUAGAGAUGAGAAUAAGGCCAUGAUAUAAGAGGGCUCUCAACGGGUAUAAAAGUGGACCAUCGGCAGUAGUUCAGCAUCAUCGUUCAGGAUCUUCACUGCACAAUGUACGGACUCAUCUUCGCUCUGCUCGUGGGCACCGCUGCGGCGGCCCCAUACAUGUAUGAGGACCACAUCGUGGGUGGCUCCGAGUGCGCUGCCCACUCGCAGCCGUGGCAGGUGUCCCUCAACAUCGGAUACCACUUCUGCGGAGGCUCCCUGAUCUCCAGCGAGUGGGUCGUGUCUGCCGCUCACUGCUACAUGCCCGCGUCCAGCAUCUCUGUGCGCAUCGGCGAGCACAACAUCUUCGCGUCCGAGGGCACCGAGCAGUGGAUCCAGGCUUCCAAGGCGAUCCCCCACCCCCAGUACCUCUCAGCCACCACAGACAACGACAUCAUGCUCAUCAAGCUGUCCUCACCCGCCACCCUCAACCAGUACGCGCAGGCCGUCCCGCUGCCCUCCUCCUGCGUCGGCACCGGAGUCAUGUGCACCAUCUCCGGCUGGGGCGAGACCGAGAUCAGCAUCGGUGAGGACACGGCGCUUAGACGUCCGACUACCCUGGAAAAGCCAUUUAAGGAAGACUUUUUAAAUAUUUUACAAUGUCGGUUUCAUGGUUGCUCUGUUUAGCUCUCGGAUGUGUUUUCUAGCUGUGCCACGUGGUGUUCAUCAUGAUGUCUAGCGUUUCGCUCUACUCUUUGGGAGUUCCCAACACUACUGAUGAAGCGUCGGAUGUUAUGCCGAAGAGCACUCAGUACAAUCCAAAAACAUAUCAGAGAAAUUAUUUGAUUUCUUCUCCAUACAAGCUGACACAACACUUACACAUUCUUGUACCAUGCUAAAACAUUUCAUUAAGAAAAAAAUGUUAGUAAAUUGAAGGGUAUAAGUACAUGGAACUAUGUCUAGUGAUAUUUUCGUGGAUUUUUUUUCAAUGUUUAUAGCUAAGCAUUGAAUAACAGGUCUGAGCAUGAGUAAUGCUUGACCUGGAGUUUAAACUGGACUCAGAGUUGUAACUAGACUUGUCGAUAUCUGUAAUUGUUGUGGUGUGAACUUGUGAUUGGCCACUUCUAGGCACAGGCCUCCCCCAUGUCUUCCUUUACUUUCUCAGUGUCUGUCUUCAUCUGCUUACUUUUCCCCAGGUGUAUAAAUGGGCACGAGCUACCAACCCAUUGCAUUGGCUCUGCAUUACUGGGACCUUCACGCUGAGUCCACUGACCUCUCUUCUGCCGCCCCUUCUGCUCAUGCGUUUCUCCGUCCUCACGUUACCCCAAUAUGUUUCCCCAGUGCACCAAUGCCUCACCACUGCCAACCGCGUGUCUCCAUACAGGCCGCUCCGAUGUCCUCAUGUGCAUCCAAGCGCCCGUGCUGAGUGAUACCUCCUGCAGGAACUCCUACCCCGGUGACAUCACCAACAACAUGAUCUGCCUGGGAUACCUGGAGGGUGGCAAGGACUCCUGCCAGGUGAGGUACCCUGAAGCGACUUGAGUUGAUAAGUCUGAAUGGGAGUAUGAGCGUCGAACUGCCCUCUUGCUAGAAACCAGUGCCACCUCCACCAAUCAUUCAGAUUGAGACAAAGUUAAUUACUCUCUCAGCAUCUCUUUCAUCUAAUUCAAUAUUAAUCACGUAGUUUUUUCACAGACAUAAAGGUUGGGUACCACGACGUUAGAUGCAGGAGCCAGCUGCUAAUCCCUGACCCUCUAACCCCUGAUGCCGCCACCGCAGAAUGACUCCGGCGGCCCCGUCGUGUGCAAUGGCCAGCUGCAGGGCAUCGUGUCGUGGGGUCGCGGCUGUGCCCUGCCCAACUACCCCGGCGUGUACACCAAGGUGUGCAACUACAACUCCUGGAUCGCCAGCACCAUGGCUGCCAACUGAGCGACUCACUCGGAAGCCACUUUGCCGAACAACAA